CAGCACCCUCUCUGUAAAAUUAUCGAAUACUGCAGCAAGAAGUGAGUGUGUCUCCCUCUCUCUGUGUGUGUCACGAACAAGAAGAAAGCGCAGUUUGGGACUAGUAUUUCUAAAAACCUCUCCUCUGGCUGGUGACAGAAAUGGCAGCCAUUCGGAAGAAGCUGGUGAUUGUCGGGGAUGGAGCCUGCGGGAAAACAUGUCUUCUUAUUGUUUUCAGUAAAGACCAGUUUCCUGAAGUCUACGUCCCGACGGUGUUUGAGAACUACAUCGCUGAUAUUGAGGUUGAUGGAAAACAGGUGGAGUUGGCGCUGUGGGAUACUGCAGGCCAGGAGGACUACGACAGGCUGAGGCCUCUCUCCUACCCCGACACAGACGUCAUCCUCAUGUGCUUCUCCAUCGACAGCCCGGACAGUUUAGAAAAUAUCCCAGAGAAGUGGACGCCUGAGGUGAAGCACUUCUGUCCCAACGUUCCCAUCAUCCUCGUGGGGAACAAGAAGGAUCUGAGGAAUGAUGAGCACACACGGAGAGAGCUGGCCAAGAUGAAGCAGGAGCCGGUGAAAACAGAAGAAGGCCGAGAGAUGGCCGGCAGGAUCGGCGCUUUUGGCUACCUGGAGUGCUCUGCCAAGACCAAGGACGGUGUGCGGGAAGUGUUCGAGAUGGCCACCAGAGCGGCGCUGCAGGUCCGCAAGCGCAAGAAGAGAGGCCCCUGCACGCUGCUGUGAGCGGGCCAGACGCCAUAAAACCGCCUGACCAAUAGGAGAUAAAGAAAACACGGAAAGGACUGACCUUUUACCAAAUGGCAUCUUCGUACUGUAUCUCGCAUUUCACGAUAACAGUCAGGCAGAUGAAUCGAACGCAAACAAACCGAAUACAGGAAAUGAACUGUCUAUAACAGCUGUGUCUAGAAAUUGAUGUUUUAAGUUCCUGAUUGAUAUAUUUUCUUCUCCAAAAUCCGUCUUUACACAUCCCUAGUUUCCCUAGUUGUUUUUCUUUAUAUUUGUAACGAGGCAGUGAUAGAUGCACAUACUUGUAUGCAAUAUUGUUCUUAACAAGCUCGGGCGAGCACCGUUCUUCUUCUUAGGCCGUAUAAAGUCUUCAUGAGUGAGGUCUUGUCCGAACAGUCCAGACUGACCCGUUAGUACCAUUUCUGUUUGUCAUGGUAGUCAUAAUAGAGAAUGGAAGUUGAUAUCUUUUGACCAUAAGAGCGAGUGCCUUUUUAAGUUUUUACACCACCUCGACUCUACUCCUCGUGUUUGUCAGCUAGCUAACGUUUCAGCUGAGGGGCCCUCGGUUGUGCCGUUGCUCAUCUUACACAGGCUUGUCAUUGUGAAACCUGAGCAAAGCCAUAACUGAGGCUUUCAGUGCUGCAGACGACUCAUCGAGCACAACAAAUGGCUGCUUGUGCCAUUUUUGCUUGCAUGACACAUCAGCGUUCCCUCAACAUUAGCUACCAAGACACCACUAAUCUGUGCAGUGGACCAGGAUGGGCACCAGUAUGACACAACUAUGCACAAUGGCUGUCAGGACCAACAGGAAGAUGACACAGCUGAAACAGAAAUAAGGCCUGGCGAAACCCUCCCUCGUUUGUUUAUUGCGGGCGACUGACUUCAGCUCUCCUCCUGCUGCGACGCAAAUGAGCCGGUCACGCCCGCGUCGGAAUCCACGUGUUGGACGAGUCGGCCCAGUCGCAGAGAUCCCGUCUUGUUAGAGCUGUUAGCCUUUGCGUGUGGAUGUUUCCAGCCGGACGACAUUCCUCACGUGUACGAGAGGAGUUGUGUGUGAGGAGUUUGCCUGCCCCCACCCCCCCCCCCCACCCCCCCCCGGUGCCUUCUCUGUUCUGGUGUGCCUUUGGUUGUCCUCUCCCAGACCAGAUAGAUGAGCUAUGACUGACAAGGUCAAGAGUGACCUUUCUGACAUGCUUCACAAAGCUGGGCUUUGAAAUGCUUCAGAAUUUGGCUCCAUUACACAAAACAUGUCAUUAGUUUCCCAAUCUUUCAGCCCUCAUACCAUAAAUAUUAAGAUUUUAUCUAGAAAUGCAGUCUCAUCUUUAUUAUCUUGGCAGGUAAGUCUUGUUACACCAAUUUACGUCAAGCAGCUCUGCGUCAAUCAUGAAUCAUGGGAAGAUUACAACACUUGCAACAUUACAAAUUUCCUCAACAUCACUGGGGAAACAUCUGUCUGGAGCCACAAAGAUUGUAUUUGACAGUGUGCAGUUGUGUAUUACUUCCACAAAAAUCAAUCCAACUGUGGAAGAAAUCAGGUUUGUCAUUUUCUUAUCUUGAUCGACGUUUGUCUCGAUCUUCUUGGCGAGAAACAUUCAAUAUUUUAUGCCUCGAGUCAAAGAGCAACAUCUACGCCGAAUUGUUCUUGAAGCAGCUUGUGGAGACAUGUCAGAGACCGUCCACUGGUCCCGCUUCAGGCUCACAUGUCCUCUCCGAAUCCCCGAUGGUGAAUUCAACCUGAAAAUACAACUGGCUUGAUAACCAGUGCUCGAAAGCGCCAGCGAUUGUCCUCAGGCACAGACUCUGCACUGCAUUCCUUCUCUCUGCCUCCGUUGCUCAUUCAUGUCCUGUACAUGUCUCUUGGUUGCAUGUUGCUGUCUGUCUAGGAGGGUGGAUGCUGAAAUGUACGUGGAAAAAAAUAUUAUCUUUGAUGUUGCAUGCAGCCUUCUUAUAAUGCCAGUAAAGGAAGCAAACAUGCCAGCUGGCAGGAUCUGCAUCUAUUAUAUUGUAACAGCAAUGCAGCUGCAUAACCUCCACUGGCAAAGCACAUUAUGUUUUAACUGAGCGAUCCAGUGGAGAAGUUACAACUUAUAACACUAGUUAUAUUUUCAGCUUUACUGAGUUUUUUUUUUUCUUUUUGUAGGAGAGGAGGCAUUUACACACACAAGCACCAUAUUAAUGUUGUUACCUCAAAUCGUUAUAGGCGUGGAUGCUAUGUUUAAACUUUGUGUUAUUGUGGACAAGCACACUAACAAGGCAAGAGUGAAGAGAUUCAGAUCUUUACGACUUAAGGUUUUUAUCAAUGGAAACAUGGGCGUCUCGGUUGUGGCAAGAUGUUCACGGGUCUCGACAAGGUCAGCGACAAGGAAUGCUUGGGAAUCGGAGUCCGGCGGAGAUAACUGUCACAGCUGGAGGCAUCAUGAUGAAAACAUUCCCGUCUAAGUGUUGAACAUAUCACUAAGAGCAUGUACAAUGAUGCUGUUGAUGUGUAUGCAGAUAAUGCGUUAAAUCAAAAGUUGUCCUUAUGAUGUCGAUGCAUGCGUGAGAAAACCAUGGACACACACACACACACGCGUCUUUGGGAACAGCUUCUGCUCAAUGUUGUGUAACUUUUUUUUUUUUCUUUCUUUCUCUGGAAGUAUUUGAAAUGAUAAAGGAUCCAGAUUUAUAUACGAGCUCAUUGUAAUAAUGCUUUGUAAACAGAAAGUGUUGUAGUGAAUGUUUGAUCUGAAGUGAACAUGAACAUUGUUAAUAAACUAUUUUUGAGACAAGA
Messenger RNA from Chelmon rostratus (copperband butterflyfish), 3495 nucleotides. RefSeq names its product ras homolog family member Ca (gene rhoca). Gene Ontology annotation, molecular function: GTPase activity; GTP binding. Gene Ontology annotation, biological process: small GTPase-mediated signal transduction. The record is from RefSeq and is a predicted model, not a curated record. The transcript has 5 exons. NCBI's taxonomy places the organism in Eukaryota, Metazoa, Chordata, Actinopteri, Chaetodontiformes, Chaetodontidae. Gene Ontology annotation, cellular component: neuron projection. Bases 141 to 722 code for a protein of 193 amino acids.